ACAAAACGUACAAAGCCACGAUGAAGAUUUCCAUAGUUGGUCUUGUCGCUCUGGCAGCUCUCUUUUGCACUUUGCAAUUGGCCACAGCGGCUAGCUUUAGCUUGGCUGAUGCUAAAAAGUUUUUCUUUCCACCCCAACUUUCAAAAUUGUGUCCACCCUCACCUGGUUCUGGCUCAGGAAAUGAAGACAAUGCAUCAACAGGAAGCGGAAAUGGAGCUGGAGCUGGCGCUGGAAAUGACACUACGGGAUCGGCAGGAGCAACGCGAGCUUUACCUAUACUUGGCUUACCCAUUGGCAACAUACUGCCUUAACAGUCGCAUAACACUGGCAAUGCAACCUUCCUCGCUUCACUAAGCAUUUAUAUGCUAAAUAAUAUUAACUAUCCUGUAAAUCCUGAUUUAUUUGCACUUAAAUAAAGUAUAUCCCCCAAGCAAUGUA
Drosophila kikkawai is the source of this 438-nucleotide messenger RNA. NCBI's taxonomy places the organism in Eukaryota, Metazoa, Arthropoda, Insecta, Diptera, Drosophilidae. The record is from RefSeq and is a predicted model, not a curated record.